Maniola jurtina (meadow brown) is the source of this 926-nucleotide messenger RNA. Its product is annotated as nitrate reductase [NADH] 2-like. The transcript has 10 exons. Gene Ontology annotation, cellular component: membrane; intracellular membrane-bounded organelle. Gene Ontology annotation, molecular function: heme binding. NCBI's taxonomy places the organism in Eukaryota, Metazoa, Arthropoda, Insecta, Lepidoptera, Nymphalidae. Bases 190 to 912 code for a protein of 240 amino acids. The record is from RefSeq and is a predicted model, not a curated record.
UGUCAACAUUAAAUCAUAUGACUUGGUAAAUAUUAAAAAAUGGUACUGUGAAUUUAAAUAUUAAUUAAUCUAAGUACAUGAUCCAUUUCGUAACAUGCUAAGUUCUUAUAAAUUGUAAUUUAAUUUAGUGUUUCAUUCAUAUGUUGUGAGUUGGUGUAUUUACCUAUUGGUUCUAGCUGGUCACUGACCAUGGCCGAACCUAAAGAACUGAAAGUUAUUUCCACAGCUGAAGUGGCGAAACAUUGUGAUAAGAAUAGUGGUGUAUGGUUGAUAAUUCAUAAUGAUAUUUACGACGUUACCGGCUUUUUGGAAGAGCAUCCAGGCGGUGAGGAGUCUCUGUUGGAUGUGGCAGGGAAAGAAGCCACGCAAGACUUCGAGGAUGUCGGCCACAGUGACGAUGCUAGAGAACUAAUGAAAAAAUAUUUAAUUGGUACUCUACCACCUGAAGAAAAGAACAAAUCAGACAAGAAAACUGGAAGCGCACUAACACCUGAAGACAAGUUCAAUAUACCACCAUGCGUGGUUGAUUAUGGCCUCAACUAUUCUCAUCCUGAGAGGAGAUUCGUGCUCAGUAGUGGAUCAGGAUCGCGAUCUCGUUGUUCGUUAUGUUCCAAAGCCAGUUGUCCACAUUUACCGAGAUCGACGACAGAAAAGACGUGGAGGACGUAUGACGGGUCGCCUUGCAGUCGAUCGAUAGAGCCAGCAAAAUCGGAAUACAAGCCUCCGACCACGCCGAGGCCUGAAGGAAGGGUCAACGCCAUUUACGUGCCUAAAGAAAGACCACGAGGAAGACCAUGUGAAUCUGGGAAUCCCGAAGAGUCAUCAGCAAGGUCAAAUCUAAAGUGGGCGGUGAUUGCCCUAGCAGGGGCUUUGGUGCUCGGUGUUGUAUUGAAGAAAUAUCUAAGCAAAUAAACUAGAAUGUAUUA